Messenger RNA from Fonsecaea multimorphosa CBS 102226, 435 nucleotides. RefSeq lists its product as uncharacterized. Bases 1 to 435 code for a protein of 144 amino acids. The transcript is spliced from 2 exons. The record is from RefSeq and is a predicted model, not a curated record. NCBI's taxonomy places the organism in Eukaryota, Fungi, Ascomycota, Eurotiomycetes, Chaetothyriales, Herpotrichiellaceae.
AUGGAGAAGAUAAUACGACUAUUUCCAGUCGACCGAGCAAUUGGUGCUUCGAAUGCCGACGCCAUACACGAGGAAUUCGUUGCCAAAAUCAAAGGAAGGAUCGGUGAGCAACUUCGCGAAAUUGCCCAGGCCUUCUCGCCUUCGGGUCGUUUUGCUGAAGGUGUCCGCGAUGGUGGAUCGACCACGAUCACAUUUGAUGAUCCCGAAUACGGACGACACGAUCCCGACGCCUCUUUUCAGGACCCGGAUGCACAGUAUGCUGGGGUGGUCGUUGAAGUCGCCUAUUUACAGAAGGCGCAGGCUUUGCCACGGUUGGCGGAUGAACAUAUUCUCGGAUCGGACGGUAAUAUUGAGGUCAUGGUUGAAUUCAACAUCGAGUACUCGCACAAAUUAGCUACGUUGUCAAUACUAGACGCGUACACCCGUUGCAGCUAA